AUGAUUGGUUUGAGAGCCGGCCUCUCGACACAGGACGCCAUGAAGCUGAUAAAUCAUCAGAUCGUCGACCGGAGCACGGGAGAUACCAGAGCCAUCUUUGGAUUAGACCUGCAGGUGUUCGACAAUAUCUCACACGAGUUCAUUCUCAAGUCUAUUGCCGGCCUCGGGCUCGGGAAAAGGACCUACGAUUUUCUCCGAUCCUUCCUUAGCCAGAGAACUACCAAGCUCAAGCUCGAAGGAUACCUUUCCCAAGAGAUCACCCUCGGUUCACGCAGCACGCCUCAGUGUUCAGUCAUCUCGCCAACAUUAUUUAACAUCGCCAUGAUCGGGCUUUCUAAGGAGCUCACGAAGAUUCAAGGAAUCAACCAUACCACCUACGCAGAUGACAUCACCAUCUGGUGCGUCGGCGGGAGCGACAGCUGGAGCGAUUUGGAGCCGGCACGCUGUCAGACAUGCAGCUGA
Molecule: messenger RNA, 462 nt
Organism: Dermacentor andersoni
Lineage: Eukaryota; Metazoa; Arthropoda; Arachnida; Ixodida; Ixodidae
Source: RefSeq, a predicted model, not a curated record